AUUUGCAAAGCCUCACCCAUGUGCCACCGGGUAGCUGAGUGGAAGCAAGGCUGCAGGAAGAGGAGCCGUGCUAGUUGGCGGCACCAAAGGCGAGACAAAGAGCCUUGCGGAGCCUGAGAAGCUAACACGUGGAUGGGGGCUGGAGAGGAUAUUUAGCACGUAGAUCCUGCAAUUUUGAGCGCCCGAGGCACUUUUGCCCUCAUUUUUGCCUCACAACAGCCCUGCGAGGUAGGCCAGUCUUCUUCUUCCCCGGUUGCAGAUGGGAAAGAAUAGAGGAGGUUGAGCAGCGUCGAGAAGGACUUCAGCUCCCAGCAUUCCAACUGUGGCCCAUGCCAGCUGUGGCUGAGGGGAGUUGUAGUCCAACAACAGCUGGCCAGUCACAGGAUCUCCAGCCCUUUGGGAGACCGAGAAAAGUGGCUUGGAUGAGGGCGUCAUGCAAGCUUGUAGGUGAAAUGAGUGGAGCCAAGUGCUUAGACUAGCGGCUACAGGUUUUCUUGCUGUUAAACACCUUGAGAAGUUACUUAGGGAAACAGGAGGGAUAAAUGUAUUCAAACAAACUCCAGGGAACCCCAUUGAACACAGAACUUGUUCCGAGGUGACGACUGAAUGUAAAACCAGGAAGAAAACAAUCAUCUCAGAAGGUGUGAGCUGGUGUGAGGCUCAUCUCGUUUUCAAGAGAUGAACGGAGACUGUUUCUCCUGAGUCCUGAGGCAGAAGAGAUGCCUGGAAGUCAGCAGGGACAAGAAGGACACCCCAAGAGGACAACAAAAGACAUUUCUAUUUAUGAAGAAGGCGACCCUGGUUUAAAUGAAAGUAUGCUCCAAGAAGUAAGAGAGAAUGUAGGCACAGCCUGUGGAAAAGUCCUCCAUCAGAACUUUGAACUCCUUGAGAAUCAGAACAUGCCAACUGGGGAAAAUUCAUAUAAGUGCUCAUCUUGCUGUGAAACAUUUCCUGAGCAAGCCCUCUUAAUUAUACAUGAGAGAAUCCACACUGGAGUUAAACCAUAUGAAUGCACAGAUUGCAGGGAAAGCUUUAGCACAAGCUAUGAAUUUAUUGAUCAUAUUAGAAUACACACAGGGGAAAAACCGUAUACCUGUUCAGACUGUGAUCAGAGCUUCCACUUGAAAGCAAACCUUACUGCACACAAGAGAACCCACAUGGCAGAAAAUCCCUACGAGUGCUCUGAAUGUGGGCAAAGCUUUGGUAAAAAAUCGCAUCUCAUCACACAUGAGCGAACACACACUGGAGAGAAACCCUAUCAGUGUCCAGAUUGUGGAAAGAGCUUUAGUCAGAAAGGAAAUCUUGUUUCCCACAUGAGGAUCCACACGGGGGAAAAACCAUAUAAAUGCUCUCAGUGUGGCAAAUGCUUUUCUCAUUGCACUUCGCUGAUGAUGCAUGUGAGAACCCACACAGGAGAGAAACCGUACAAAUGCUCAGUAUGUGAAAAAAGCUUUGUUAAUAAGGGAAACCUUGUCUCACAUGUGAGAAUUCACACAGGGGAAAAACCUUAUGAAUGCACAGAUUGUGGGAAAAGCUUUAGCACUAGCUUUCAGUUUAUAGAACAUAAAAGGCUACACACAGGUGAGAAACCAUAUACAUGCUCAGACUGUGGGCAAAGCUUCAAUUCAAAAUCCAACCUUAUUACACACAAAAGAACCCACACAGGGGAGAAACCCUAUCAAUGCACCGUGUGUGGUAAGGGCUUUAGAGUUAAAUCAUCCCUUACCAAACAUUUAAGAAUCCAUACAGGGGAGAAGCCUUACGAAUGUUCGGAGUGUGGGAAAAGCUUCAAUACUAGUUCUUUGCUUGUAAAUCAUAAAAGGGUUCACACAGGAGAGAAACCAUAUACAUGCUCAGGUUGUGGGAAAAACUUCCGUCAGAAAGGGAAUCUUGUUUCACAUAUGAGAAUUCACACGGGGGAAAAACCAUAUCAGUGUUGUGACUGUGACAAAAGCUUCAUUGAUAAAAAGUCUCUCAUUAAACACAAAAGAACCCAUACAGGAGAGAAAGCCUAUGAACAUUCAGAUGAUGGUCAAAGCCUCAGGUACAGCUCCCUGCUUACCUAGCACAGUGGAACUCGCAGAUAAUAUUUUGAGUGCGAGGAGAGAUUCUGUAGCCUUGCUGUCCUUUGUAAACAUCAGAGAAUCUUCACAGGGAUCAAUAAAGAUAGCCAGAUUAUAAGGAAAGCUGAAACUCUGGCCUCUUCAAGUUUAGCCUGUUGAAAGUGAAGAGUUUCUGCUGGACACCUUC
Molecule: messenger RNA, 2250 nt
Organism: Varanus komodoensis (Komodo dragon)
Lineage: Eukaryota; Metazoa; Chordata; Lepidosauria; Squamata; Varanidae
Product: zinc finger protein OZF-like
Exons: 3
Coding region: 720-2066 (448 amino acids)
Biological process (GO): regulation of transcription by RNA polymerase II
Molecular function (GO): DNA-binding transcription factor activity; RNA polymerase II cis-regulatory region sequence-specific DNA binding
Source: RefSeq, a predicted model, not a curated record